Messenger RNA from Amyelois transitella, 2904 nucleotides. RefSeq lists its product as uncharacterized. Lineage: Eukaryota; Metazoa; Arthropoda; Insecta; Lepidoptera; Pyralidae. The transcript is spliced from 8 exons. The record is from RefSeq and is a predicted model, not a curated record. The coding region runs from base 163 to 2733 and encodes 856 amino acids.
AUUGACAUUCACUUCACAUAAAUUCACUCACUUCGCCGUCAAGCCGAUAGCUGAUUUAAUUUGUUGCUGAUUUUGCCGACUUUUUUGGGAGCGUCUUCUGCAUUUUACUUUUGGAAUCUGUAAAAUAUUCCAAAUCCAUUUAUUAUUUCCAAGCCUUCAAGUAUGCGGCCGUUUCAUCAGAAUUCUAUGGCCGGGAGAAGCGGUGGCAGUGGUCCAAUGUCGGAACACUUACGUGACCUGGAUCUCGAGUUAGAGCUUCUGAAACGCAAACGUGAGAUGAUCGAGAAACAACAAAGCUUGCUGAACCAGCAGCAAGCCUUUAACAGACAGAGCUAUAAUUAUGACCAACCUCAGUCAUACAGAAACCAGCAAUACGAGGAUGGUCCACAGUUCUCCAGCAUCUCUCGGGGAUUCUCUGGAUCCAGUAGAGACUUUUCCGUCUCCGCUUUCUCCAAUCUUUACGACGAGCCCCAACCAUCGCGCGACCGCUUUCCCAAGCAGUCCGCCAAAAAGCGCCUCGGAGAUUACGUGUGGCCCGAAUCACCGGCCAAACGUCAAUCCUUCAAUCCGUCGCCGAUUGGCAUAUUAACAAAAUAUGUGCCCCAUUCAGAAAGGUCAGGCUUUGUGUCCAAAAAUAAGGCUAGCAAGCCUAGGCCCAGUCAGCGGUUUAAAGAUGAACCUCAGAAACCUAGACCUAACGAUUUCAAGCCGAAUAAAGUGACCAAACCUUAUAAAACGGCUAAUGCAAACGUUCCACACGCCACAAACGCCCCUAAGAAAGACGUUGGCGACACGAUUCUUUACCCCGACCGGGUCCCAACGCAGCAAAUGGCCGGCCGCCUGGAGUUGGCUCUAGGCAAUAUCCUCAAGUCCGUGAAGGAUAAAUAUGGGAAAAUCCCGGAAUACGCUCACUGUUUCACAGAAAGCGCCCUUAGACAAGUGAAACAGUCGAUUCGUGAGCGUAUACGAGAGGUCAUGCUCGGCAAACCAGUCGGCGGGAUUCAACAAAUUAUGAAGGAAUACCGCAUUAAGUAUCCCGUCGAAACAGAUGAGGACUUUGUGCAAAUAAGCAUCAAGAAAGACUUUUCUGUGAGCAAGGCCAGAAACACCAAAUUUACUUUAGCUUCAGCUACAGCGAUCGUGAAUCCAUUCGCUUACUUCAAGAGGAAUUAUACUCGAUUGUUGUCCGUGACGCUGAAUAAAAUGUUUAACAAGCUUGAAGCUAUUGCUAGAGAGGAGAGUGAAAAAAUCUUGGAAGCGCAAUCCAAAGAAGACAAUACUAAAACAAGUGCUGAAACCGCGAAUGCCAAAAACGUAACUGAAGAGAUUAAAGAAGAGUCUAAAGUUGAUAAACCAAAAGAAAUUCAGGACUCUAAUGAAAAUGCAGAAAACUGUAAUGAAAAUUCCGGAAGCAUUAAUGAAAAUGCCGCAAGCUCUAAUGAAAUUACUGUACGUUCUAAUGAAAUAGCCGAAAACUCUAGUGAAAAUGCUGAUACCACUUAUGAAAAUGACGAGAUUGUUAAUGAAAAUACAGAAGCCCUUAAAAAGGAAGCCGAGAAUACGAUAGAUGAUACUAAAACACCUACAGUUGAAGAUAAACCAAGGAAAACCAAAAAUACUGAAAAUCAAUAUGAGUUUGAUAAAAGUUCAGAAGAGUUUUUACGACAAAAGUUCGACACCAUGAUGGAUGAGUUGAUGCCGAAAAAGCUUGCUUUUUGGAUGCCCAAAAUGAAGUCGCAAAUAUUAAAAGUAUUGUCACACGACAUUGAAUUUGAAAAGAUGAAACAGACUAUUAUUAAUGAGACUAACCAACUAAUGAGCGUGUCCAGUGUGCCCGAAGAGCCAGUUUCUGAUGUCGGCGUGGUAGAAGAGAACAAGAAAAACAAACUCGACUAUCACGUUAAGAUCCAAGGCCGUCCAUCGCUCCCAAAGAAGAGCCUGAUGACGGAAUUCCUCAAGAAAUUCAACCCGAAGUUGAUCAAGAAGAUCAAGAACGUGAGGAACCUGCUGUAUGUUGGCUUCGACAAUAAGGAAGACUUUGAUCGGAUUGUGGCUGCGAAUGGGACCAUUAUUGGAACGGACAAGAUCAUCGUCAAAAUAAGUACAUGGGUGUCAAGUAAGAAAGAAAAUACAGAUACUCCUAAUACAUCAACCCUCUCAGAUCAUGACGUUACUAUGAAGGAUUUAGAUAAUAGUGGUCUUGUAAAAGACAUAGACAGCACUACAGUGAAUAAUGGCAACACUAUGAAAGAAGAUAAUGACAACACCAUAAAAGAGCAUAAUGAAAACACUAUAAAAGAAGAUGCUGAAAACACUAUGAAAGAUUCUGACGAAAAUCAAGUUGAACUGAAUGAUGUACUUGAACACCAAAUAGAUGAACUGCUCUCUUCUGUAAGAAAUGAAGACCGCAGUUUUGAAGAAAGUAAUGAGGCAGUUGCUGAUGAAGAGAAAGGUGACGCGAAUGUACAAGCUGCAAACGAUGUUAUGACUGAAGAUAAACCUCAGGAAAGGAAUUUAAGCGAAGUAAAACAAGAAAGCAAUGAAGGUGAAAAGGGCAAUGUGGUCACAGAAAACACUGAGGGUGAUGAAGGGAAAGAUAAAGUGGGAGAACUAAAGAAUGAAGUUAAAGAAAAUCCUAAGACUCCAGUCAGGGCGUCUUCAAGACUAGCAAACGCUCCUGCUACUCCAAGCUCUAUUAGAACCAGAAGAGCAAGCAGACUUGCGCAAAAUUAAUUCCAUAUUUUAUACUACCCUAUGAAAUGAAAUACAUAGAUUAUAGUGUUAUAUAGUUUAUACUUUAAUCUUUUAAAUAUAAUAAUAUUAUGAAAUAAGCAACAUGAAGUGUGAGUUUUUUGUUAGAUCUUGAUAAGGGUAUCAUCAAUUGAGUAUUGGUGAAGUUUUACU